Gigantopelta aegis is the source of this 3624-nucleotide messenger RNA. RefSeq lists its product as uncharacterized. The record is from RefSeq and is a predicted model, not a curated record. The transcript is spliced from 17 exons. The coding region runs from base 182 to 1894 and encodes 570 amino acids. Lineage: Eukaryota; Metazoa; Mollusca; Gastropoda; Neomphalida; Peltospiridae.
GAGAAAGACCGCCAGAUUCGGGGACUGUUGAAACAAAUCAAUGAAUUGACAGAAGAAAAUCGAGCUUACGAACGAAGUAUAGCAAUGUUGCAACGUGGAAAACGGUCAAAUCUUGGGUGAGCUAGAAGAUGAUCUUGAAAAUGAUAAGAGUUUACUGCUACAGCAGCGCAGUCAAGUAGCCAUGCUGAACGAACAGCUCCAACAACAGAUAGAGGAAAUGAAGGUGAAGAUGACCCACAAUGACAGACGGUUGCAGAAAAAGAUGCAGCAGAUGACAACGUCUCAUCACGAAGACGUCAAACGGCUGACUAAUGCCCUGGAAGACACGAGUAAGAAACUGUCGAGCAGCGGUCGACCCCUGUCACCCGAAAUGAAACAUCAGCAAUCACAGAUGGAGGAGUUGAUCAGACAAUCCAGAGAAAAAGAAAAAUUACUUGGUUCACAGGAAGAGGUCAUGCUGCAAGAAAUGACAAAAUCAGUUGAAGCUCCUGUGAUGCCGUUUAGGGCCCCCAAAUCUCCACGACGACCAACGUCUCCAAAGCAUCUCAGCAUGAUGCCCAGCGAUGAGGAUGAUGAGAGUACAACAUUUGGUACAGCCACACACACUGGUAGUCUGCAUAUGACUGGAAAGGAAGCCACUCAAAGCACCCUGGGAAGUACUCUGGGGGAGAUGCCAUUGGGAACAGCUGAAUUCCUCGACCAAUUGCAUGGUAACAAUGCACUGACACUGCUACGACAGCAGUACGCCACCGAUUUACAAGAACGAAUCAUACGGCAGGGGAUUCCACAAGAUCGGUUGGUGGUCAGUCGACAAGUGUUGGAUCACAAGCUGCAGAUGCUGCAGACUCAGAGGCAGACCUACAUGAAGAAAUACGUUGAUUUUAUGGCUCUGCGUCAUCAUUUCGAUGAACUGUCCACUCGUAGAGCUAAAGAACAACUACGAAUGCAGAAAAGAUCUCCACGGCCUGGCAAUCCUAAUCCAUUGAGUGCUUCAACUCCUCCUGUGGUUCCGUCACCUCACCACGGACACCAUUCGCAGCGUUUCGGACACCAGAGUGCAUCAGCUGGAAAUUUAAGCUACCCUAGUACGACGGCUGGCAAUCCAGCCAUCCGAGUGUCAAGUCCAGGUGGUCCGAGGCCAGCACCGCGAUCAGCGUCCCCGGCAAAAACAUUGCAUUCUACUGGGUCGACCACGGAGUGGACGAGUACGAACUGGGAUUCUGACGACUCAGAGGAGAACGACUACAAGCAGCCUCGCGGCUCCGGUCCCGUCGUCACUGUCGCCAGGCUCUCUCCAUCAUCCGCCGCAACGUCCCCGCGACCCGGCAGUCGACCCAGGACCCCCACGCCCAGUCCCAGACCCCGCACUCGUGGCCAGCCCACCCUGAUCAAGGCAAAACCCCUCAAAGACUACAGCGAUGAUGAUGACGACGAUGACUUUGAUGAUUCCGAAAGCACAGUGAGUCCCAGGAAGGGACAACCACAGCCCAGCAAUCAUAAGGUUAUCAUGUCUGUUCCCAAACUGACACGUUCCAUCGAGCUACAGUUGAGUAGACGUAACGAGAACAAGAAGCCCGUUGGAGGAGUAGACACUGUGAAGACCGCAAAGACCACAAAGCUGCCCAAGAAACCAACUUCAGAUGUACUGGAGGAUUUUGACGACAGUGAUUUCUUGCUUUCGUCAGAUGAAGAGAAGUCACCACCCAAGAGACCAGGUACUCGCCAGAGUCACGGUGAGACGGACUAUUCCACUAAUACUUACGGAACUAGUGCUUGGGGCUCUUCCUCCAAAGUGGCGAGUUCGGUUGAUCGAUCUGGGGAGAAGAAACUAGCAGGUCGAAAUUCGUUUACCGAUGUCAGCGAGGACGACGAUCUCAACUUGGAAAACAUUUAAUGAAACAGAAAUACACGUCUACGGGUUCCAGUAGUGUUUAUCUACAUGGAUAACAAUGUGUACUACUGUGGUCAAAUUUGUAUGCUAGUAAAUACACUAAUUCUGAAACAUUGAGGAGCGGCUGUAUUUUUUAAGGAGUCAAGUAACCUCAUCAGCUUCAUUAUAUGUUAAGGAAUAGAGUCCACUUCUUUCAGGGAAUCAAGUAGCUUCGUUAUUUCAAAGAAUAGAAUAAAACUUUUUCAGGAAAUAAAGCUUCGUUAUUUUAAAGAAUAGAAUUAACUCUUUCAGGGAAUCAAGUAGCUUCGUUAUUUCAAAGAAUAGAAUAAACUCUUUCAGGGAAUCGAGUAGCUACAUUUUCACUAAGAAUAGACUUGAUUUUUUCAGGAAUCAAGUAGCUACAUUAUUAUUUUUUUAAUUAGAGUAGUACACUAUUUCAAGGAAUCAAUUAGCAACAUUAUUUCAUUGAAUAAAAUUAAUAUUUCUGCAUUAUUUGUAGGAAUGCAAAAACAUUAUUUCACAAAAUAGAGUAACUACAUUUUUUCAAGCAGUGGACUAAUUAUGUUAUUUUAAGGAAUCUAGUAAAAGUUUAUGUAACUACCUUAUUUCAAGGAGAUGAGUAACUAUAAUUUAAGGAAUAGAUCUUUUACAUAUUGGUUUUGAGUUUUUGUAAAUUAGAACUGACAACAUGAAAUCCAGAAAUAGUUUCUAACUGAUGCUAUGGGGUAUUUUUAAUAAAUGCCAAAUAAGUAAUUCCAAUUUACACUAAAACUCACAAUUUUAAAUGUUAUUUAUGAAAUACGUUCCUACUUAAAUAUAUUAUUAACUAAAAUUGUAUAUACAUUUAGAUUUUUACAUAUUGUUAUGACAUAUUUUAUUCAAUCAUUGGUUACAAUUACUUGUUUUCCCACUUGAAUCAAAAUGUUUUUAACAGUUGUAUCAUUGAAUGAAUUUGGUGUUAACAUUUGCAUAUUAUUCUGUCUAUACAUCAAAAUGGUGAUACAAGACUCAUUGAAAUAGAAAGAAUGUUUUUAUCGUUGGAAAUUAUUCUGUACCGUCCAUUUGCAUAAUUUUUAUAUACAUGUAUUAUAUUAGUGAGAGUAUUUUCCAAUAUGUUGCAUUAUAAAAUAAUACAAAGUGAAUGUUUAUUAUUUUAAGUUGUCUCAAAUGUUUGUGUUUUUUUUUUUUUUUUUUUUUUUUUUUUUUUUUUUUCAGUUUUAGCUUAUUUUGAUAAUUUUGUGGUACUUAUUUGAUAAUACUUUAAUAUUUUAUUAUUGAUGCUGAAGAACUGAAUAUUAAGUUUUGGAUUUUGAGGUCGUCUUUUUUUAUUUUUUUUUUUUUUAAAGGCAUAAUUUAUUAUGUUUUUAAGUGUUUUAUUUUCACAUAUUAUCCAUAGCAUAAUUUUAGUAACUUUCUACAAUUGUUUUUGUGCAUUUACACUCCUUACAUAAUACAAAAGAACCGUCCCGUAUUUGAGCAUAUCGAAGGAUUGCCAGUAAUUUACUGGGUAAUGUGUAACUGACAUAGUUUAUACAGGUAUAUGUAGUGUUAUGCAGUCCUCGGCCUUACAAACUGAAAGGUUGUUUUUAUUAUGUCUGGAAAUCCUUGGAGUUUUUUGUUUUUAUUAUGUCUGGAAAUCCUUGGAGUUUUUUGUUUUUGUUCUGUCUGGAAAUCCUUGCUGUUAUGAGGAAAUGUGUAUUUAUUUACAGUAAAUUUUUACUUUGCCUUAUAAA